CCACUGGACUACCGGGCCGCCACGCUUGCUUGUUUCUGCGAAAAAUACCACCACUUAGUCCAGCCUGCCCCUGGGCAGAUUUAGACUGCGCCUUGCGCCAGCGUUGCACUGGGCAUGAAAAUAGAUCCCGACACGUACCCUGUGAUAGACUGUGGCGACUCGUCCGAAGUGUACCCCGCCUUUCAUAUUAAGUCAGCUGGGAUGCUCACCCGCAACUAUAAUGAGAACAUGCACUCGAGGAAAAAAAACGGAUGUAUCGACGCGCGGACAUGAUAUUGGAUAUUGAAAACGUGGACUCUGGAUAGCACACCAUUUUAUUUUUUUUGUAGCGUGGUCCAACUGACAUAACAGGAAACCAAUGUGUUUUUGUACAAUGCGCUAGCAUAUGCACUCUACUACAAGCCAACUUUCAUCAUCAUCAUCAUCAUCGUCGUCGUCCUCCUCCUCUUCAUUCUGGUGUGUUGGUCCUAACCGGAUCAGCAUUGAAGUGCACUGUGAGUGCACACGCGCACAUACACACACGCGCACACACGCUUCAGGCUGGGUGGAUGCUGCUCGGGCACCAUGGAGCAAAAAGCAGCCAAGGAUGAAGGCACGUCCAGGGGACAAGAGUCCUACCAGCGGCGGAUGUGGAAGACUUUCCAGGAAAAAACCAAGCCGUGGCUCAGUCCCAAACUGGGCUCGGAGCGUCGCGCUAGCGGCGGAGCAGAAAGCGCCAAGAAGGAGUCCGGACUGUGGAUGUUCAAGAGGAAAAAGAAACACUUGGACCGAGUGUUCUCGUCCUCGCAGCCCAAUCUGCGCUGCUCCUCUCCGCUGCUGUCACUCGGGAGCGGGGGGGAUAAGCGCGGAGGACGCGGCGGCGAUGCGGCGGCGGCAGCGGCGGCCGGGACCAGCCGAGGAGACGAGGGGCUUCAUCUCGGCGCGGCUUCCGGGAGCACGGGGAGCAAGCCCGAGCUGACGGCCCACGGAAGCCCCAAGGUGCACGUCUCGCAACUCGUCGCGUCCCAACAGAAGAGCUCCUCGCUGGGCUCGGCGUGUUUCGAGAAGCUGGUGGUGGACCCGGCCGUGGUCCUGCAGGAAGAGGGGCAGCUGCGGAAGAAGCCGAGUGAUGCUGGCAUCAAUAUAGUGGACCCUUGUAAUGCCGAGCCUCCGCCACCCAGUCCAGCCAUGUACCAGCUGGAUAUUGUCUUAAAGAAAGGCAACAACCUGGCCAUCAGAGAUCGCACAGGUACGAGUGAUCCAUAUGUCAAGUUCAAGAUUGCGGGGAAGGAGGUGUUCAGGAGUAAAACCAUCCACAAGAACCUCAAUCCAGUGUGGGAUGAAAGAGCAACUCUCCUGGUGGAAAGCCUGAGGGACCCGCUGUAUGUCAAGGUUUUUGACUACGACUUUGGACUUCAGGAUGACUUUAUGGGCUCAGCGUAUCUCUACUUGGAGUCUCUGGAGCAUCAGAGGACACUGGAAGUUCUCCUGGACCUCAAGGACCCACAUUAUCCAGACCAUAAUCUCGGCAGCCUGGAACUUUCGGUCACGUUAUCACCGCGAGAGGGAGACAUGAGAGAUGCAACCAUGCUUUUGAGAAGGAACUGGAAACGAUCUAGUAAGUGCCAGAGCAUGCGGCUGUCAGAUGUACACAGAAAAGCUCAGCUGUGGCGGGGCAUCGUCAGCAUCAGUCUUAUCGAAGGUCGCGGCCUCCAGCCCAUGGAUGACAACGGCCGAAGUGACCCUUAUGUUAAAUUUAGGAUGGGCCACCAAAAGUAUAAGAGCAAGACCAUUCCCAAAACGCUGAAUCCUCAAUGGAGAGAACAGUUUGACUUCCACAUGUAUGAGGAGCAAGGAGGCUACGUGGACAUUACGGUCUGGGACAAAGACGCCGGCAAGAAAGAUGACUUCAUGGGAAGGUGCACGAUCCACCUGUCCCUCCUCAGUAAAGAGCACACACACAAACUGGAGUUGCCACUCGAGGAAGGCGAAGGCGUGCUGGUGAUGCUGGUGACGCUCACAGCCUCUUCCGCCGUCUCCAUCUCAGACCUGUCGGUCAACGUGCUGGACGACCCGCAGGAGCGACACCAGAUCAAGCAGAGAUAUAGCUUGUGGAGGUCACUGCACAACCUGAAAGACGUCGGGGUGGUGCAGGUAAAAGUCAUCCGCGCUGAAGGACUGAUGGCGGCCGACGUCACAGGUAAGAGUGACCCAUUCUGCAUAGUGGAGCUGAGUAAUGAUCGGCUGCAGACUCACACCGUUUACAAAAACCUGAACCCAGAGUGGAACAAGGUCUUCACUUUUAACGUGAAGGACAUCCACUCAGUACUCGAGGUCACCGUUUACGACGAGGACCGAGACAGAAGCGCCGAUUUCCUGGGGAAAGUAGCCAUCCCUUUACUAAAGAUCCAAAAUGGAGAACGCAAAGCCUACGCCUUGAAAAGUAAGGAGCUGACAGGGCCAACGAAAGGGGUCAUCUUCCUUGAAAUAGACGUGAUUUUUAAUGCUGUGAAGGCGGGUCUCCGGACAUUGAUCCCCAUUGAGCAGAAGUACAUAGAGGAGGAGCCCAGAGUGUCCAAACAGCUGCUGUUGCGCAACUUCAACAGAGUGAGGCGCUGCAUCACGUUCCUCAUCAACACCGGCUAUUACAUCAACAGCUGCUUCGAAUGGGAAUCUCCGCAGAGGAGCAUCUGCGCGUUUGUGCUCUUUGUCAUCCUCGUGUGGAACUUUGAACUCUAUAUGAUUCCGCUGGUUUUGUUGCUGCCCUUGGCCUGGAACUACAUUCUCAUCGCAUCGGGCAAGGAUACGAGACAAGAUGUGCAAGCAAUGGAGGAUCUGAUGGAGGACGAGGAUGAGGAUUUUGACAAAGAUGACAGGGAAACUAAACCAGAGGCCGCGGACGACAGCCGUGAUAGAAACCGUAUCCUUGAGGAUAUGUUGGCUUCCUGGCACUUUGAGUGGAUGCUAGCAAUGGUGGACUCUGAGAGGAAAGGCUUCAUGAACAAGCUUUAUGCCAUUCAGGACGUGUGUAUCAGUGUGCAGAAUGCGCUGGAUGAAGUGGCCUCCUAUGGCGAGAGGAUAAAGAACACUUUUAAUUGGACUGUGCCUUUCCUAAGCUGGCUGGCCAUCGUCGCUCUUGGAAUGGCCACCGUUAUUGUUUACGUCAUCCCGCUACGCUACAUUGUGCUAGCCUGGGGAGUGAAUAAAUUCACCAAGAAACUGCGAGACCCUUACACCAUCGAUAACAACGAGAUCUUUGAUUUUUUGUCCAGAGUGCCCUCCGAUGUCCAAGUGGUGCAGUAUCGAGAGCUGAAACUAGAUCCCAAUCCUAGUCCAAAUAGAAGGAAGAAAAACAACCCCGGGUAAAAGUCUUCUCCUGUCCACUUCCUGUGUGCUGCUCCAUGACUGGACUCUGAGGAGCAAGAGUGGGGGAGGGCCGGUUGGAACCCAACGUGACCCGGCUCGAACUUCUUCCUUUAUGUCUGGUGUUAUUCUCAGCGUCCAUCAAUGGGCCCUGUUGUAUAAUUUUUGGAACAACAAAGAAAUUGGAUCAUUCCUCUCCCAGUUUUGCCGAAAUUAUGGACCCGUAUGUGCUUUAUCUCUGGGUCGUCCUUGGAUCACACAAAGCGAGAGCCUGUUCCUCAUGUCAUGCACCAAAACAACAUGAAGUUCACCGCUGUUGAUCAGUAAAGAAGCCUCACAAAUGUCCCUUUUGUUAGACUUGGUUGAAAUGCCACCAAGAUAACUUGGUGUCUGCCUCUUCACACUCAUGAUGCCUCUAUGGCAACCAUUUGGACUGAACCAAACCGAAGUUUUGUUUUUAUGGACUUACACUAAAUGUGUUUUUAAAUGCAUUUUGACUUCAAAACUGCAAUUUUUGGGAUGUAUUUAUUAUUAUUAUUUUUUUAAUUUGUGACGAAUUACCGAGGGUCCUGGCUCACAAUCUUUGAUGUCCCACAAGGAAUGAGUUUGAGUUCUUCCUCACCAAAUUCAUCCCAGCAUGCAGUUAUGGACCUUGCGUUGUGCUCUGGGCAGGAGAAAACUCACCAAACUCCUCCUACUAGUUGGGAGCAUGCAGUUGUCCAAAAUGUCUUGGGAUGAUAAAACUGAAUGGUUCAAAGUCGAUACAAGAUCACACAACCCCACCCACGUGUAUGGACGGCAGACAUGCACGUGCUCACAAAAAGACACUUUUAAGUCUUUUUUUUGGUAACAUAUUCAAGAUAUUUUAAUUUAUUGCAUCAAGGAAUUGGUUGUCUUUUUGUAAAUAAAAUAAAAAUAUGAGUUAAGAGUUUUGUUUUUUUUAUUAAAUAAUUGGUGAGUUAAUUCACUCAUUUCCCACCAUGCAGAAUACAUGAAAAACUCGAGGACCACUGCAUGAAAAUUAACGGGAUGUCGGCAUUUUGGUUUUAAGCAGCCAUUUUGUCAUUUCCAGGGCUUGUACUUUGACAAAUGCGAGUGAACUUGCUCAAGGGCACCUCAAAAGUAGACUAGCAUCACUUCAAGUUGACAUUUUGUCUCAAACAAGUUUAAUCCACUUUCAAAAUCCUUUCAGUUAAGCAUCUGUUCUUAUUGUGACUCUUGACUCUAAACUAGAGCGGAACAAUACACGAUUUUAUGAAACCAUUUUGGAUGAA
Messenger RNA from Hippocampus zosterae (dwarf seahorse), 4616 nucleotides. It is a transcript of the gene mctp1a, whose product is annotated as multiple C2 domains, transmembrane 1a. Gene Ontology annotation, molecular function: calcium ion binding. Gene Ontology annotation, cellular component: synaptic vesicle membrane. The record is from RefSeq and is a predicted model, not a curated record. The transcript is spliced from 22 exons. NCBI's taxonomy places the organism in Eukaryota, Metazoa, Chordata, Actinopteri, Syngnathiformes, Syngnathidae. Gene Ontology annotation, biological process: regulation of neurotransmitter secretion. Bases 565 to 3345 code for a protein of 926 amino acids.